AGAGAAUUUGAGGCGGCACUGUCCUGGCCACCUAGAAUACUGUCUUCCUCUUACCGUCGUCCUCGUUGCGCCACUCCUUCGGCGCUUCCGGAAGUCACCCUUUCCAUAGGCGGUUGGAGGCGGCUCUCGAGCUGAUUUGCGUGCGGUGGCGUCGUUGGGUUUGACCUCAGUUUUGCCGGGUGGGCGUUUUGUGGCGCCAUGUUCUUCCCCGGCGGUGUGCGGCCGAGGGGACACGCCAUGUUUUGGAGAAGCUAAGGAUUUACUGCCUUUCAGGACUUUUGUCUAAAAAAGGACGCCUCCGAGUUUGGGAAUUGGGAGCAAAUAGAGUUACACUGGACCGAAACACAAGACUCUGACCCUGGGGAAUUGAAAGGGCCGCCUAAGAGCUUCUGCGGGCCGGAGGUCCGGGGAGAUUAUCGUCCCUCUGUCCUCUUCUCGCCCAGCCCCUCGGGCAGGGGCCUGGGCCCCGCGGUGCUGCCAGUGUGCCUGCCUGUGGUGCCCACCCUUUCUGGGAUUCGUAGUUUAUACUUAAGUCCCAGUACUGUUUCAAUUAAGAGUUCUAGUAAGCACCUGGACGUGAGCCCCUAGUUUGUGCCAGCCAGUUUGCUGAGGGUUUCACGUACUGUCAUAUUUAAAAGGCUUUCAACAUCUGAGAUAAGUAUUACAUCCACUUUACAGGUGAGUACACCUAGGCGAAUGUCAGUGGCAGAACUGACAAAUUCAGGCCUACCACACUCCCUUGGGUCAAUCACUUCUACUUUACUGCCACAAUAACUUGUAUCUUAGUUUUUUUUAAUUAAAAAUGUCAAAUAUUAGCCCAAAACAGUAAUAAUGAACCCUCAUAUACACAUCAUCCAAAGUUUAUUCUUUUAUUAAUUAAUUUAUUUUUGCUGUGUUGGGUCUUCGUUUCUGUGCGAGGGCUUUCUCUAGUUGUGGCAAGCGGGGGCCACUCUUCAUCGCGGUGCGCGGGCCUCUCACUAUCACGGCCUCUCCAAAGUUUAUUCUUUUAACUAAAUUGCAAGCCCAUAGCAAGCCUCACCUCUCAGAACAAACCUUUAUGGCAGUCUGUGGGUUAUAAACAAUUUAUAAAAGAAGCUCCACACCUUCCAUUACAUUAACUGCUCCACCCACUUGGCACUCACUACGCAAUGACUGGCUCUUGACAAUUCUUUCCCUACCUUCUGCUACUUGAGAACUUAAUGCCCACCAGAGACUAAUAAGUACUUUACAAACACUACUAUUAAUUAUAGCGAAUAUUUAUUUUGGACUUCUGUGCAGGCCUUUGCUAUGGGCUUUAUGUGCAUUAGCUCUUUUAGUCCUAUGAGAUGGAUGAUUUGCUCAUUUUACAGAUGAAAAAACAGGCAUAAAGGUUAAUAAAGUUAUCCAAGAUCGAUAAGUAGAGUUAAGGGUUUGGACCCACUCUGCCUGACACCACUGUCUGUUCUCUUUAACCACUAGAUUAUGUAGUCUCUUACUUAUAAACAUUGAGUGAAUGAACUCAUGUGUCAGCAAACUUUUCUGGGGGGUGUACAUAUAGUUUCCCCAAUUAACAACUUCAGAGAGAAAGCCUCCCAUCCACCAUGCUCCAGCACCUGGUUCAUACCUGUUCUAAAGCACUUACCAGGUUGUACUGCAAUGAUUUGUUUAUACAGCUAGUUUUCUGUAGACUGACUUCUUCAAGGCCAGGGACUGUGUCUUAUUCAUUGUUAUGUUCCCAGGGCUUAGCCAGUUCCUGACCAACAGCUGGAACUCAAAAACUGUUUGCUAAGUGAGCGAAUGAAAGAAUCAAUCCACUUCUCUUCAGUGCUGCACAGCACAGCAGAUAUCCCAGCUCAGAUAUGGGUUGAAAGACCACAGGCCUACCUGGAGGGCUCAGCUCUCUUAAUUCCUGGGAGACCCUGGACAUGCCAGGAUGUAUUGUGGAGUAGUUGCAUUUAGAAGAUGGGGAGGAAGUCCCAAACACUGUAAGUAAUCCAGGCUUGGGUUGGAAAACAAGGUUGAAGUUACUCAUUAGCAGGUGAAAGGGUCAAGGGUCGAGGCAAGGGGGCUGGAAGCAGAGUGGACUGAGCAGCCAGUCCACGAGGCAAGGGGGAGAGCAGUUAAGGCACCAGCCAUUCCACGCAGACCCCCAGCUCCCUCCUGUCUGAAGAUGUUCCACCAAAUUUGGGCAGCUCUACUCUACCUCUAUGGCAUUCUCCUUAACUCCAUCUACCAGUGCCCUGAGCACAGUCAGCUGACAACUGAAGGACUAGAUGGGAAAGAGUUCCCAGAGCCCCAUCUGGGCCGGUGGUACUUUAUCGCAGGGGCAGCUCCCACCAAGGAGGAGUUGGCGACUUUUGACCCUGUGGACAACAUUGUCUUCAACAUGGCCGUGGGCUCUGCCCCCAUGCAGCUCCAGCUUCGAGCUACCAUCCGCACGAAAAAUGGGCUCUGUGCACCCCGGAAAUGGAUCUACCACCUGUCUGAGGGGAGCACAGAUCUCAGAACCGAAGGCCGCCCUGACAUGAAGACCAAGCUCUUCUCCAGCGCAUGCCCAGGCGGAAUCAUGCUGAAAGAGACAGGCCAGGGUUACCAGCGCUUCCUCCUCUACAAUCGCUCACCACACCCUCCCGAGAAGUGUGUGGAGGAAUUCCAGUCCCUGACCUCCUGCCUCGACUUUAAGGCCUUCUUACUGACUCCCAGGAAUCAAGAGACCUGUGAGCUGUCCAGUAACUGACCUGUGGCUUCAUCUGUGCCCCCCAGAUGGAUACAGUAGGAACUGAGAUUGUGGUGGGGGGAGAAGCUGGAGACUCUUAACUCC
This is a messenger RNA of Globicephala melas (long-finned pilot whale), 2800 nucleotides long. It is a transcript of the gene APOM, whose product is annotated as apolipoprotein M. The record is from RefSeq and is a predicted model, not a curated record. Gene Ontology annotation, biological process: cholesterol efflux; high-density lipoprotein particle clearance; high-density lipoprotein particle remodeling. Gene Ontology annotation, molecular function: lipid carrier activity; phospholipid binding. Lineage: Eukaryota; Metazoa; Chordata; Mammalia; Artiodactyla; Delphinidae. Gene Ontology annotation, cellular component: low-density lipoprotein particle; very-low-density lipoprotein particle; high-density lipoprotein particle.